This is a messenger RNA of Dacryopinax primogenitus, 646 nucleotides long. RefSeq lists its product as uncharacterized. The transcript has a single exon. The coding region runs from base 180 to 455 and encodes 91 amino acids. The record is from RefSeq and is a predicted model, not a curated record. Lineage: Eukaryota; Fungi; Basidiomycota; Dacrymycetes; Dacrymycetales; Dacrymycetaceae.
UCGUAGGCACUGGCGGCACUUUCGACUACUGAAUAGUAUGACUCAGGCGUGAAUCUCAACGUAACAACCACAAUUCCGUCGCAUGUCUACCAAUUUCGUGUUUCAUGGACUGAGUCACACACUUUUUUCACCACAGUAGAACUUGCCGCGAUAACCCAAUCACUUGAACCCCUCAUAACAUGUCAUCCCGACCAUUUCGGGAUCGACGUCAUCCAUUGCUUUCUCUACUGGGACACGUACCGGGUCCCACUCCGGCACCACACACAAGGAGCAUACGUUGCCCCACCCCUUCAUCGAGGAUGAACGCAUCAACCUUUGCAGACUUUCGCCAUGUCACGUCCCUGAAAGUGAGGAAUAUGACCAGCGAACACCUAGGCACCCUACGGCACUCGUGGACCGCAAUCCGCGGCUUCUCGCCAGCAUCUCGGAACGUGACCUUGAGACAGCAGGUAUGAAAACUCCACAUUCAAGCCAUCACUUAGGCCCUAGAUAGCUCGGAAUGGUUCUUCCUGCUUUGGGUGUUUGUCAGCGUUUGCCGCAGCAAUUCCAGGCGCAAGAGAGGGAGUAAUGAACAAGCGGAAUCUGCCGGGAAUAAUAAGGCACAAGCCGCACGCAGCCGAUGUCCUCUACGUCGCCCCGAAGUUUU